GGCUGCUCUUCUCACCAGCUCUCGACGACUUUCAUGUCUCGAGCACCACCCUUUCCGGCUGCCUCAAACCGACGUCCACGCUCUCCGUCUUCUACUAAUGGCGUUGACCCGUAUGGGACUAACACUAAACCCCUACAGAUCGGUCGAGCACCUGCUCGUCCGACCACUCCCAGCAAUAAUUCCAUGAUAUCAGUCUCCAGCUCUCCUAGCGGACCGUCUCGCCCACAACGCUCAGAGCUCAGGUCUCGUCAAGUAUCAGAUGUCUCUACAGGAUCUGGUUCUAUAUCUUCUCGUCCCGCGCGCCCCUCCAGAGACCGGAGAGACAGCUCGGGUACUACAACAUCAGAGGUAUCAUUGCCCAACCCGUAUCGCUCACGAAACGACAGCAAUGCUACUAUCUCAUCAGGCCGACCUCAGCCUCGGCGUCUCCGGUCUGGCACGACGGAUACCACUGCUUCCGACCAGACAUCACCUAAGGCAUUAGCCAACGUCAUGUCUGCAUUUCAAGCCGUCCGAAAGAAGACGAUCGAUGGUGACGAUGAGUGGGAGGCGGAGCGACGGCGUGCUACGCAGGAAGAACAGCAGAGGCAGAAGCGAAUACGGGAUAAAGUCCCUGGGCGGCGCGUGAACGGCAAAGCAAAAGCAGGCGAUAUUGAUGCCGUGUUGGAUCAAAUCAAGGAUGAAUGGGAGUUUGUCGUCGAUCCAGAUUUCAACCCCGUCGACCUUGCUCUUCAAAUACUCGACGAAUCGUCUUCCGGGAAAGAUAUGGAGUCCUUCCGACAGACGAAGCACAUGCUUUCGCGCGCCUUGAAGGGAUCGGUUGAUAAGCACUACCAAGCCUUUGCUGCCUCACUACCUCACCAUGCUUCCCUACUCAACCACCUCGGAUCGUCACAAACUCAGAUAAAGGAAGCUCGAACAUCAUUGCAAGAAUCGAAAGAGGCUCUCGGCAACCGACGCGCCGACUUGGUACAGAUGUGGAAUCGUGGUCAGAUCCUGGAGGAGAUGCUGCGAAUAUUGGAUCAGAUUGAACGUCUCAAACUCGUUCCCGAUGUCCUCGAAAGCCUCAUGUCUGAGAAGCGGUUGCUCCACGCAGCCAUACUCCUUGUACGAAGCUUGAAGAUCGCUAACAGCCAGGAUAUGAUGGAUAUCGGAGCUGUAGCUGAUCUACGAGGUUAUUUGAUUGGGCAAGAGACGGCUUUGCGUGAGAUCUUAAUUGACGAGCUCCAUAGCCAUCUAUAUCUCAAGUCUUUUUGGUGCGACAGCCGAUGGGCAUCGUAUACACCAAAUCAACAGAGCAUGGUCGAUGUUGAAUUUGAGAACGAGCCGUUAUCUAGCAAAUUCGAUUCCAAAGUACCCUCAACACCUACGUCCCCCGAUCUCCCCACGUCUUCCUCCUCACGUCCGACUCGAUUAUCUCGAUAUCUCAACGAUCUCGCGCUCCGCCCAAACAACCCACCAGAUGACUUUGAAGGUUCAAACUUCCGACACAGCAUGUCCCUCGGAGGCGGCAACUCGUCAUCAGGCACAACGUUCUCCAAUCCCAGCAGCUCCUUACCCGUAUCUUCCACCGUGGCGGCGUUUGGCCACCUUCUAACAGCCCAAGAGGACGAACAGGGCAAGAAUCCAGAAACUGACUCCUUUGCAUAUCUCGAGACUUUGUUGGAGUCUCUCGCCGUACUAGGAAAGCUCGGCAGUGCAUUGGACGUCGUUGCACAGCGGCUACCCAGUGAAGUCUUCCAGCUCAUCGAGGGCACGAUCGAAGAAGUUGGAGAACGGGCUGAGUACGCCCGACGAUCGUCGAUUCUGAUCACCAGUCCUGCAAGUUCUGCAGCAGGCAAGGUGAAUUCGGCGUACGUGCUAGUAUCAGGCGAUGGCACAGUUAGUUCGGCGGGACCAUUAGUUGCACGAAGAGCGGGAUCGCGUGCGGGUGUUGCUGUCAGUGCGCUACGGCUGCGCUUAGCGGCGUUGGAGGGAUCGUCAAAACAUGCUGAGCAUGAAAUCUUGAGGGAUCUGUUUUGGACGCUUUACUCUAAGCUGGAUGCUGUGACUCAGGGUCUUCGGGUCGUAUACGAGGUUUCUAAUCGAAUAGGAAGUAGACGAGACUUCAAAGACUCCUCCGGUGCAAAACCGGGAUCCUUGUUCAACCUCGCAGAGAUCUGGAUGCCCGUGCAAGCAGAGGUACGGACGCUUCUAAACGACUACCUGACAGAUGAAGAACAAGGCGCUAUGGCCGGUCGAAAUCCAAUCUCAUCCAUUAACGAUGUCUUACGGGAAGGCAGAUUUACUCGAGACAAAGCAAAGCACGUCUUCCGCUUCGCCGACACAGACCUCAAGAUGUCGAACAAAAUGUUGAAGCCCCACGAAGAAGAGCUGAACCGCGUACUCAGAGACACAGUCCCCGGUCUCGUACAAGGCUCAAACGAUUCUACCGUACAAUCUACUCUCUCAUCAGUAGGGACGGACGAGCGACUCCUAGGCAUGGAUCAACAUCACCGACUGCUCAUCAAGCCAGAUGCGUUCCAUGUGAGCGUCCUCUUCCAGCCAACGCUCACUUUCCUGGAUCGAGUCGCCGCGAUUCUGCCCGCGGGUCAAGAGUCUGCGCGAACCUCGAGUGCCGUGCUGGAUGACUUCGUUGCAAAAGUGUAUCUUCCGCAGCUCGAAGACAAGGUCUCGCUAUUGUUCCAUCAUGCUGUAACUGGCUCCGAAGCUUUCCAACCUGACCCCGCCUCGGCAUGGUUAUCGGAGCAACCUCUUGUAAACGCGAGCACCCAGCUCAUGUCGUUAAUCAACUCUCUCUGCGCAAUGCUCCGCACGACGCCCUUCCACCGAGAAAACUACGCGAGGCUAAUCCUCACGGUGAUCAUCCAGUUUUACCAGCGAUGCAGUGAUCGCUUUCAGGCGUUGGUUUCGCCUGUCAGUGCCGACGAGGCACCUGCAGAGACCAGAGUGGCGUUGGCUUCGCAGUGGGCGCAGAAGGCUGAACUCAUACCCACUCUUACGGAGUUGAUGAAUAUAGACGAAACCGAUACGGGUGGCAAACGCAGACUAUGCAAGCAAGAGGGCGAGAUCGAGAGGGGCUUCUUGGGAGAGGAGAGCAUAACGAAGGAGGAUCUCGUUAUGCCAAUGCGAAAUCUUUCGUCCUUGUGCAAUCUGCACCGCAGUAUUUCAUGGUUUUGGAAUGCACUGCACCAGUUGAAAGCCGUUGCGGAGGAUGCUACUUUGUCACCCACUACACCGAUGAGGCUUGACCCAACCAGCGCCACUACGCCGUACACGCCGUAUAUGCCUUUUAUCCUCCCCGUCUCCGCAGAGGACGAAUUACAACUUCCGCUAUCGCGGGAUAUGGCAAUGCGCUUCCAUUCCUUGCUCAAGACAUAUGAGUUGCUCGCCGAGAUUGUUUUGUUUACCAUUCGUGUCGACAUUCGGUGUCGAGUUGGGCAUUACCUCGACUUGGCCUUCAGAUACGGAAACUAUCAUCCGGAUCGCGAGAUGGGUGAACCCGACCCUCACAUCAUCGACCUCAACAUCGAGCUCGGAGAGUGCGAUGACGUAGUCUCGACUACAUUGCCCCCAGAAGACCAACGAUUCGUCUUCGAAGGUCUGGGACUACUCAUGGAAGAGCUCUUGAUAUCGAACGCUCAGAAGAUCCAUGGUGCUAAUGCGUUCGGCAUGAAGAAAAUGAGUCGGAACAUGCUUGCUCUUCAACAGUGUGUGAAGACCAUCGCGCGAGAUUCGCGGGACACGGAGUUCGAGCGAGCAAAGCAGUACUAUGCCCUCUUCUCUCAGAACCCGGCGGAUAUGCUGAGCAGUAUUCGAAAGAAGCAGGUCUUCACCUUCGAUGAGUACAAGACCAUGCUGGACCUGCAAUGUGGCGUAGACCCAAGCCAGGCGAAGAAUGGCGCUUCGCAGCCCACAGACAGGAACUAUAGCAUGUAUGUCAUCGAUCUGCAUGGACUGGAGCUCGAAAAAUCAUGAGCUACGAGUGAGCACGGACUGGAUCUGGUGUAUUUAUUUCUCUGGUAUCCCAGGAUUAUAUCCGUACAUAUACCAUCUCAUCAUAGUUUUUUGUUCUUCACCUUCACUGUCGCUUUCCCAACUUCUUCGUCAUUCGUCGAUGGAUCUUUUACGGACUGUUGUAACCAAGCCUCGUCGAUAAUAUCCGUUUCUGGAAGC
This is a messenger RNA of Stereum hirsutum FP-91666 SS1, 4176 nucleotides long. RefSeq lists its product as uncharacterized. The transcript has 18 exons. Bases 34 to 3978 code for a protein of 1314 amino acids. Lineage: Eukaryota; Fungi; Basidiomycota; Agaricomycetes; Russulales; Stereaceae. The record is from RefSeq and is a predicted model, not a curated record. Gene Ontology annotation, cellular component: exocyst. Gene Ontology annotation, biological process: Golgi to plasma membrane transport; exocytosis.